Molecule: messenger RNA, 1296 nt
Organism: Purpureocillium lilacinum
Lineage: Eukaryota; Fungi; Ascomycota; Sordariomycetes; Hypocreales; Ophiocordycipitaceae
Source: RefSeq, a predicted model, not a curated record
AUGGAAGACGGCCAAAGAGGACUGAGGAAAACUCUGGGCUCGCUUUUUGGAAGGUCCCGCACGGCCAGGACCGCUGCCGCGCAAACCACCUCUUCCGCCGGCGUCAGCGUGCGAGAGUCCGGAAACAGCGGUCUUAAGACUUCAACCUCUGUGGGAGACUCGCUCCACACCACAGAUCUUGAAUCCUCACAACGGCUGACAGCUCCUUUUGUGGCCUCGAUCAUCGGAGGCAAUGGGUUGACUACCAUAUCCGAAGGCAUCCGCAUAGUCAACAAGAUCAAGACCGGGCUGGACGAAGCUGAUCAAGGCAAGGCCAGGCAUUCCAAUGCUCUUCCGACUACAUAUCGGGAUGGCAAAUUUCUGCAAAGUGUCUCCGUCGACGGCCUCAGAUUAGCCUCUGAGUACUUUGCCAACGCGGCCUGGCCCUCGAAUCUUCCGUGGAUCAGAUCGUGGCCGAGCUCUGAGGUCGACAGCCAAUCCAUGUCCGGAUUCCAAGAGCCGUUGCCGAGCCACAUGGAGCAUACGAAAGCACAGGACGACUUCCCGGAGAUUCUCAAAAUUGCCGCUGACGCUUGCGACCGCGUCCGACGUUCGGCCUCGCACGUUGUCCACUUGGAGGAAUCUGACGCAGCCACGUCCAUCAGUGGAGCGCCCAUACGCCUGCCGCGCGACAGACUUGGGCUCUUCAAGCCGACCGACGUCAGUUUCACCAUCAGCGACGUCCCUGGUGCAUAUGCCGGCGACGAGCAGGACAUGAUGGUCAGCAUAAUCAACGAGGGCGACCCUGUUCCCCGCGCUGAUAUCGCCUACGUUGAAACACUGCUCCAUCUCUACGCAAAAGCCAACCGUGACAAUGGGUUCGUGCAGCAGCGGUCUCACCUUUGCAGGCUGCCCCCCAUGUCGCUUCAUGUCGGGGCCAGCAUCCUAGGGCUGAGACUGGUUGCGGCCGACACUGAGGUCGACGGCACGUACCUACCGCCGCAGGUUCGAGCGGUCGGUGUCCCGCAAACCAUCCUCGAGAAAAGCCUGGCGGGGAACUCUCGCGCGCACUCCAUGACUGUUUACGCUGCCAACGUUGCAGCCUUUCUCGGACAAGAUAGGCCGUCGUUUGAAGCGAAGGUGUUCACGACGAAGAAUAUUACCUCUGUCGGCACGGGCACAUUGAGCCCAGAGGGAGAAGAUGCAGGACUCCAGUUUGGGGGGUUUAAGGAAUGGUUCCUUUCUAAUGACUUGGACCGUCAGGAUGGUUGGCAAGUGUAUGGCGUGGUGGAUCACUGCUGGAGUCUGGUUGCAUAA